Molecule: messenger RNA, 5010 nt
Organism: Oncorhynchus nerka (sockeye salmon)
Lineage: Eukaryota; Metazoa; Chordata; Actinopteri; Salmoniformes; Salmonidae
Product: regulator of nonsense transcripts 3A-like
Exons: 12
Coding region: 2759-4345 (528 amino acids)
Biological process (GO): positive regulation of translation; nuclear-transcribed mRNA catabolic process, nonsense-mediated decay
Cellular component (GO): cytoplasm; nucleolus
Molecular function (GO): telomeric repeat DNA binding
Source: RefSeq, a predicted model, not a curated record
CUGAAGGGGUAGUGAUGGGCUGCACUCCGUCUAAGUCCUCCAUCAACUACACCCAGGACCGGGUGUGUCGGGACUUGGACACCUGCUCCACCUUUGUCCCCAGUCUCAAGAGUUCCGUGUCUACCCCGAAGAGACCCUCGCCUCAGCUCUGUCUGGAGACCAGCAGCGGCAAACAGACCUUCCUCAGUGUUCCGUACCGAGACAGCUAUGGGCGAUCUUUAAGCCAGCCUUCUAGCCCGGACGCGUGGAGCACUUUCACCACUGCAACCACUGCCAGCCCGCUCUGCCUUCCACACUCUAUCCUCAAGCCAAGCUGCAGCGAGAGAGACAGCGACUCUGACGGGGAUGAGACUCCCACAUGCGGCUAGAGGUGACGGACAAUCUGCGGAGACAGAUUUGCGUCUAUACUGUCUAUACUAUAGGACUCUGCACGCAAAAUGAAGUGCGUGGUUGGCGCACUGAGGUCCAGAUCUCAAGAAAAGUAGUUUCUGAAGAACUUUGAUAAUGUUGAUUUCCCUUAUGAAUGUCACUGAUGUUAUCCUUCAUGGCCAAGAAUGUCCCGGGAAAGGACACAGCAUUUCUUAAAACAGUUUAUUAAAGGCCCCAUGUAGCCGUUUUUACUUCAAUAUCAAAUAAUUUCUGGGUAACAAUUAGGUCCCUUACUGUGUUUGAAAACUAUCAAAAUGGUCUAAAAGAAACAAAUAGCUUCUUAGCAAAAGCAAUGUAUCAAGCAAUAAUUUUGCUAGGACUGUCUGGAAGAGGGAAACCCGAAAAUGAUCUGUUAUUGGCAAAUAGGUUUGGAACUCUCUUAUUGGUCUAUUAACUCAUUUUACUGCCUGGUGAGGUCAUGACCGUAAACUACUGGGAGGUCAAAGCUCCAUCCCCAACCUGGACUUGAGUAAAUGUAAUAUGAUAUGUUUCGUAUUGUAAUUAUACAUUUGUUUAUAUCCAUCCAUUUCAUAAGAUAUGUUAGGAAUUACAAUGUGUUGUGUCUAAUGUUAGCUAGGUGGAUAAUGAUAACGUUAGCUAGGUGGCUAAUGUUAGCUAGGUUAGGGGAAGGGUUAGCUAACAUGCUAAAUAGUUGGAAAAUACCUAAAAAGUAGUAAGUAGUUGCUAAUUAGCUAAAAGUGUUCCGUGAUGAGAUUUGACCACGCAACAUUUGGGUUGCUAGACGUUUGUGUUAUACACUCAGCCAGACCAACGACCCUACUUUCGUGUUUACCUUAAGUAAUCGGUUUUAUGUUACAUUUGGUAUGGUUGCAUAUCAUAUUAAUUUGUGUGUCCCGGAUUUACAUUUACUAUGUUAGGUCUAGUCUAUGAAACCAGGCUGCCAACCCACCAAAACAGGCUGAACAUUUCAGAUGGUCUUUUCAAAUAGCUCGUACACUAAAAUGGCCUUAUCAAUUUCACAAUUUUUGUAUUUAUUUUAUUUCACCUUUAUUUAACCAGGUAAGCAACUUGAGAACAAGUUCUCAUUUACAAUUGCGACCUGGCCAAGAUAAAGCAAAUCAGUUUGACACAUACAACCACACAGAGUUACACAUGGAGUAAAUCAAACCGUCUAUAAUACAGUAGAAAAAAAGUCUAUAUACAAUGUGAACAAAUGAGGUGAGAUAAGGGAGGUAAAGUAAAAAUAUAAAAAAGGCCAUGGUGGCAAAGUAAAUACAAUAUAGCAAGUAACACUGGAAUGGUUGAUUUGCAGUGGAAGAAUGUGCAAGGUAGAGAGAAAUAAUGGGGUGCAAAGGAGCAAAAUAAAUAAAUACAGUAGGGGGAGAGGUAGUUGUCUGGGCUAAAUUAUAGAUGGGCUAUGUACAGGUGCAGUAAUCUAUGAGCUGCUCUGACAGUUGGUGCUUAAAGCUAGUGAGGGAGAUAAGUGUUUCCAGUUUCAGAGAUUUUUGUAGUUCGUUCCAGUCAUUGGCAGCAUAGAACUGGAAGGAGAAGCAGCCAAAGGAAGAAUUGGUUUUGGGGGUGACCAGAGAGAUAUACCUGCUGGAGCGCGUGCUACAUGUGGGUGCUGCUAUGGUGACCAGCGAGCUGAGAUAAGGGGGGACUUUUCGUUUGGCGACGAGAAUGAAGCGAGGGCCAGCCAACGAGAGCGUACAGGUCGCAGUGGUGGGUAGUAUAUGGGGCUUUGGUGACAAAACGGAUGGCACUGUGAUAGACUGCAUUCAAUUGAUUGAGAAGGGUAUUGCAGGCUAUUUUGUAAAUGACAUCGUCGAAGUUGAGGAUUGGUAGGAUGGUCAGUUUUACAAGGGUAUGUUUGGCAGCAUGCUUUGUUGCGAAAUAGGAAGCCAAUUCUAGAUUUAACUUUGGAUUGGAGAUGUUUGAUGUGGGUCUGGAAGGAGAGUUUACAGUCUAACCAGACACCUAGGUAUUUGUAGUUGUCCAUAUAUUCUAUGUCAGAACCGUCCAGAGUAGUGAUGUUGGACGGGCCUGCAAGUGCAGGCAGUGAUCGGUUUCAACCUCAUAGUUUGGAGAUCUACAUAAAACACAGGUGAUCACGUUUAACUUCUGUUGUGACGGUUUUAUAAGGCUUGAUACACUACUCUCUCACUAAUCUGCACACCACCGACCAGCCAAUCAAAAUAAUAUACGCCUAUUCGCAGCUCAGACCUGUAGACUGUUUAAUGAUAAACUAUUGUAGCCGAAUUAAUUGAACCAAAUUUGUAUUUUGGGACAGGUCGUCCUUAUUAUAUGAACAAGGUGUUUUCCAAUAGCCUUUUUUUUAAUGCAAAACAUAUGUAAAUAAUUUGCGUGAAUGGUGUGUGAUUACCGAGAAGAUAGCGCACCGCAUAAACACAGCAGCACCAGCUCUAUAGCAGAGCUCUUCAGCUUGGAACUCUCGCGAGGGGAAAAUGACUUCCACAGGAGAGGGAGAAAGAUGAGGUCUGAAACGGACCAAAUGACCGGGGGCAGGGAGGAAAGUGUCGUCGAAAUACAAUUCAGAGAUAUUCCGAGGGGACAGGACGCCGUCUCCGUCAACUCAAAGCAGAAAGAAGAGAAGAAGGAGGUCUUUACUAAGGUAGUAAUAAGGCGACUUCCACCCAACCUGUCCAAGGACCAGCUGGAAGAACAGCUCAGUCCUCUUCCAUCCUAUGACUACUUCGAGUUUUUCCCUGCUGAUCAAAGCCUCUAUCCACACCUGUUCUCCAGAGUUUACAUUAACUUCAGAAACCCCGACGACAUCCUGCUCUUCAGAGACCGCUUUGAUGGCUAUGUUUUCAUUGAUAACAAAGGCCAGGAGUACCCAGCUGUGGUAGAGUUUGCCCCCUUUCAGAAAGUCUCCAAGAAGAAGCUCAAAAAGAAAGAUUCCAAAGCUGGAAGCAUUGAAGAAGACCUGGAGUACCGGCGGUUUCUGGAGAACUACUCCUGUGAUGAGGAGAAGUCCAUGGCCACCCCUGAAACCCUGCUGGGAGAGAUAGAGGCCAAGACAAAGAAACUCAUAGCCAAAAGAACAACACCUCUUCUGGAGUACAUCAAGAAUAAGAAACUUGAGAAGCACAGGAUAAGAGAAGAGAAGAGAGAGCAGCGUCGACGCAGGGAGCUGGAGAAGAAACGGCAGAGGGAGGAGGAGAAGAGGAAACGGAGGGAGGAGGAGAGACGCAAACGCAAGGAGGCGGAUAAACAGAAGAAACUAUCGGAGAAGGAGAUCAAGAUCAAGCUCCUGAAGAAGAGUGACUGGGACGAUGAUGUGGACUCUGACAGGCUCAAGGACAAAGGAGACAGUGGGGACACAGAGAGGGCCAAGUGGGACAAACCCAGUGGACACAUGAAGUCAAAGGAAACCAAGGACCCGGGUCAGAUGGAGAGCGAUAAGGAGCAGAGAGAGCACGGCCGCAGGCAGAGAGACAAAGACCACAGAGGAAGAGACGAGGAGAGGAAACGACAGCGCCACCACUACGAGUUCGACAAGUCCAUGCGGUGCAAGGAGGAUACCAAGUGGGGUAAAGGCUACUGCCAGGACCGGGCAAAGAAAGAUGGCCAAUACCACAGCUCCUACUCCUACGACACGUGCGACAAGGUGGGCAAGGAGGUCAGAGAGGACAUUGGCGGUAGCAGGAAGGACCGCGUCCGGAACAAGGUGAGCGACAAGUCUGUGUUAACCUAUCAGGACAGAAGGACGGCCCAGUCAGAGAGGCCACACCAGAUACGAGGGGCUCUGCCAAACAAGGACCGGCCUGCCAUGCAGCUCUACCAGCCAGGCGCACACAAUCGCAAGCGCGUGAGCUCUGCGAUGAAAGGUUAUGAGCUUCCCAUGAACGGCUCGCCAGAACACGCGGCGGCGGACCACUGCUACGAGGCCGUCGCCAUGGAAACGGGCUCGGAAAAGAGCGGAGACGAGUAGUCCAGUCUGUCUACUCUGAUAAGCCUUUCACAAUAUUUACGCCUAUGAAUUAUGAAGCCUUUAUGUGCUGGUUUUGAUUAUAUAAAUGCUUCAAAAUUCACAAAAAGUGACGUGAGCUGAUGAAGAUGAUCUCAUAGAACCCCUGUUUACCACAGAAUUCUUUUUUUCCGUUUAUGAAAAAAAAACAUGAACUUCUCCAUAGGCUUUGACGAGCCAUGGCGGAGUUAUUAGUGGCUACAAAAAGACGACAUUACUAUUGCUCUCUAUCGGGCUGCCAGAUUGUAGGCUUGUGUGUUACUAAACGGCAUGCAUGCACAAGGCUUUGGGGUUGAUGGAGCUGCACUCGCCGUUGAAAUCAUUUAAACUUUACAACGAUUCUGGGUCAAACCUUUGCGCAAAUCAUUUCAAAAGGAUUUGAAGAUUGGGUCACCCAUGAUUGGGGUAGGAGAGUAACAAAGAUCAAUCAUUCCCAAUACAUAAUGGAAACCUUUUCAUCUUGUUCUCCUUUGUUGUAUUCUGUACAUCACAGAGAAUUUUCUCUGGACGCGAUUAGAUUGUGUUUUGUCAAGCACGACGGGACUGAAGCUAAAGGAAGUUGUUUGUUUCUUGCUUGUGUGUUAUUCCCAUGUUGUGUCACCCCUGGGUACAAUAGCACAGUCAUUUGU